Dacryopinax primogenitus is the source of this 996-nucleotide messenger RNA. Its product is annotated as P-loop containing nucleoside triphosphate hydrolase protein. The record is from RefSeq and is a predicted model, not a curated record. NCBI's taxonomy places the organism in Eukaryota, Fungi, Basidiomycota, Dacrymycetes, Dacrymycetales, Dacrymycetaceae. The transcript is spliced from 6 exons. Gene Ontology annotation, cellular component: kinesin complex; microtubule; nucleus. Gene Ontology annotation, molecular function: ATP hydrolysis activity; ATP binding; microtubule binding. Gene Ontology annotation, biological process: microtubule-based movement. The coding region runs from base 241 to 996 and encodes 251 amino acids.
CCAAGCCUUCGCCUGAGCCGACCUGCCACUUCAUACACAUUCAGUCAUGUUUUCUCACCUACAACCUCGCAAGCAACUUUCUUUUCCCAAGUCGGACUUCCCCUUGUUCAAGACCUAAUUCAAGGGGAGAAUGGGCUGCUUUUUGCUUAUGGAAUCAGUGGUUCCGGAAAGACGUGGACCAUUCAGGGUGGCAGAGGGCAGGGGAAAGAGGGGCUGAUCUGGAGGGUUCUUCGAAGCGUCAUGACUAACGUAAAGGGGCAGCAGGGAGACAUUCCGCUGAAAAUGGCCGGGAAGUCUGUGUUUAGAGAUCAAGACGCUCGGGAAUCGCUGGGAAGUGGGUUGGAUUCGGAAGGCUCCUCAGAUGGUGCCAUUAAAGUGGAUCGAAACUACACAUAUUCCAUAUUUGUGUCCUAUGCAGAGGUCUACAACGAAAAAGUUUUCGACCUCCUCGAUCCCAAUACAACCUCCGGAACGAUCAAACGCAAACCCCUGGCCCUAAAAUCUGAUCCAUGUGGAGGUGGAAAAUACAUUCAUGGUCUGAGGGAAGUCAGAGUGCGGACUGUAACGGAAGCUCACACUGCGUUCUCUACGGGGCUCACAGCGCGGCAAGUAUCUGGGACAAAGAUCAACCACCGCAGCAGCAGAAGUCAUGCCAUAUUCAGCGUCAGAGUUGUUCGAGUUCACAAAGGACGACCCGCUGAUCCUGACUCAAUUUUCAAUUCACGACUUAGCAUUGUUGACCUAGCUGGCUCGGAGAGAUCAAAGGCAACGUUAGCAACAGGAGAUCGUCUGAAAGAAUCUGGCUCCAUUAAUAAGUCUCUCAUGGUCCUAGGCCAGUGCAUGGAAGUCCUGAGAAGCAAUCAGCGGAAGCUUGCGUUGGCGGGUUCUCAUGGUGGAGGGCCUGUGAAACUUGGUGUCGUUCCUUUCCGACAUAGUAAGCUGACAGAAUUGUUCCAAGACUUUUUUGUUGGGGAGGGCAAAGCAGUGAGUAUUUGA